AUGAGAGAUCACCGAGACAUGAAGACCACAAGCACAACCAAGAUCUUUAGUGAUCUUAAGGCUUACGAGUUUGAGCAUGAACCAAAGGAUGCUGAUGAACCCGAAACAAGAAAUGUAGCUCUUGUGGCCAACCAGCAAGCAUCAACAUCAAACAGGUCAAAGUCUAACUCUUGUGAAUUUUUAUCUGAUGAACAAUAUGCCUUAUUUGUUAGGAAAAUGAAGAGGUUUAUGAGGAAGAACAACUUCCAAUAUUUUCAACGUUCGAGACACCGAAGACAACACGAGAGUUCACCUCAAACCUCAAAGCAAGAGACAUCAAAUUCGCAAUUGCUAUGCUACAAUUGUCGGAAGCCAGGACAUUUCAAGGCGAAUUGUCCACAUCCAAUUGUGAAUAAGCACCAAGAUGGCAAUGCUAUCAAAAACCCAUCCAAAGAAGUAGGAAAAAGCUACAAGAGAAAUGACAAGCCGGAAUUUUCGAACUCCAGAAACGAAAGAAGAAGAAGAAAAGCUAUGUUAGUAAACGAAACAUCUGACACUAUCGAAGCCGAAAGCAGUUCAUCAAGUUCAAGUUCGGAUGAUGAUAGUGCUGAAGAAAAAGGAUUUCUAUGUCUGUUUAGCCAAGAGUCAGAUGAGCUAUGCCUUAUGGCCGAUGAUGAUGAGGUAACUUCACAAUCAUCCUCUUGUUAUUCAGCAGAGUCUAGUUCUAUGAGGAGUCAAGCUUCCAAUGAAUCAGUUACCGAAAUGAUGAGGGAGUUCAAGAUAAUAAAAAACACAUACUCUAAAUUAAAAGGGGAGAACUCUCGGCUUAUGAUCAGCUACAAUGCGCUAAGGCAAGUUCGAAUUGAAAACAUAAAGCUAGCCAUUGCUAAAGAUCAACUUGAGAAAAAUGUUCUCUCUCUAAAAGAGUAG
Ipomoea nil (Japanese morning glory) is the source of this 909-nucleotide messenger RNA. RefSeq lists its product as uncharacterized. Gene Ontology annotation, molecular function: zinc ion binding; nucleic acid binding. The transcript has a single exon. NCBI's taxonomy places the organism in Eukaryota, Viridiplantae, Streptophyta, Magnoliopsida, Solanales, Convolvulaceae. Bases 1 to 909 code for a protein of 302 amino acids. The record is from RefSeq and is a predicted model, not a curated record.